This is a messenger RNA of Scutellospora calospora, 726 nucleotides long. NCBI's taxonomy places the organism in Eukaryota, Fungi, Glomeromycota, Glomeromycetes, Diversisporales, Gigasporaceae. The record is from the annotation of a GenBank genome assembly.
AUGAAUAAUCAUCCCAAUCCCUUUACGCCUUCUUUAAACAUUCAAACAAAUCUCUUGCGCACUGAACAACCAAAUCCUGUGAUUCAAAUAUUUGAACCAGGGGUGUAUAUUCCAUUAGAAAAUCUAAAUUUAUACGAUUCCACCUAUAACAAUUCCUUUAUAUCUAUUCAAAAUGAUAGAGGCUAUCACUCUGAUUCACAAUUACCAUCAACUGAUCCAGUUGAUGUUGAUAAUGGUUAUCUUUCGGAUUCUCAAUAUAUUACUCCACAGCUUCCAUAUGAUUUUUUCUCCAUUAAUUCACAGUUGUUGCAGACAUCAAGCAAUGAAACAAAUGAUGAUUUUAGCGAUUAUCUUUCGGACAAUUAUGAAAGUUCAUUAAGCGCUUCUCCACAAUCUCCAUAUCCCUUUUAUAGUAAUAUUAACGCAAUCAGGCCUUUGGAACUUGAUUCUCAACCGGUUCGUAGAGAACGCAGAAAGAAAUAUGUUACAACUGCAUGUUCAAAUUGCAGAGCUUCACAUGCCAAGUGUUCAAAUGAUUUUCCUUGUGAGAGAUGUAAAGAAAAAGGAAUUAGUGAUUCGUGCAAGUUUACUGAAAAUAAAAGGCGAGGUAGAAAACCACGCUCUACACCUUCCACACCAGAACCAACGACUCCUGAUAGUUUUUAUGUGAGAAAUAACGCUAAUACCUUGAACAUUUAUGAACAAUUUACAAAUUCCAUGAAUUAG